Messenger RNA from Amoebophrya sp. A120, 458 nucleotides. Lineage: Eukaryota; Dinophyceae; Syndiniales; Amoebophryaceae. The record is from the annotation of a GenBank genome assembly.
GCGUUUAAAGCUUCAUGAACUAUGCGGACGCUUCUUGUUAGCAAACCUCGGUUCUUUUUUUCAUGGAAGUUACUACAUCGAGCUAAGUAGAUGCGAAGCAGGACGAAGCUUAUAUCAACAUUUUGCUCCGAUAUUGAUAUUGAUCAUGCUGGGGAGCGAAGAUAUCUGAUCUCUUCUGGAAAUGCGACAAGAAUCGUCCAAUUUUCAAGGCGACAUUUUGGUAUUGAGAGUGCAUUCAUCUCAUAAUGAUGAAUUUUGUCUUCGACACGCACACGCCAUCAGAAUCUAUUCGGUACCUUGACCGUCUCACGCAUCUUCUGUUUAUUUUCGAUAUGGAACAAGAAAUGGUAAUGGUAUCUUGAGCGGAACCUAAGUAACAAUUUUGCCGACCUCAGACCCAGCAUGCCAUUGUAAAUACACUGUCUCAAAAUUGUCGACAGUUGGUGCUCCUACACAGA